ACGAAUUAAACAAGCAUGAAAUAAAAAAUUAUAUUUUUCCCUUAUUAUAAUUUUGAUAAGAAAUGUCCCUAUUAUCUACCAGCCGAGAAUAUUUAACGUCAAAAACUAAGAAGAAAUUUUUUUUUAUAGAUUAUGACAAAAUUGUUGAUACCAUAAAAUCAAGAAGUUUGUGGGAAAGCGUUUUAUUGGGCCAAUUAAUCUCAAUACUGAUUUGCACGACCGGAGUGACGAGUGAAGUAUUAGCUUCCGUUUAUCACGUUCAUAUACCCACGGCUCAAAAUUUUUUCAAUUACCUGGUGCUGGCGCUGGUGUUCAACGCGUGUCUCUAUUUUAAAAGGCGGAACGUGAUAUCAUCCCGCUAUUCCUCCUACACCAAAUACUAUUAUUUCGAGAUAUUGAAAAACCGUGGUAUCAAAUACUUCGUUUUAGCCCUCAUUGAUGUCGAAGCUAAUUACCUGAUAGUUAAGGCUUACCAGUACACCACUCUCACCAGUAUCCAGUUGUUGGAUUGCUUAAUCAUACCCGUGGUAAUGCUACUGUCCGUGCUGUUUCUCAAGGCCAGAUACAGAGUAUCCCAUUUUCUUGGCGUAUUCAUAUGUGUGUUGGGGGUGGGAUUCCUGAUUUAUUCUGAUCGUCAACAAAGGAUCACUACCACCACGGCUCAAGCAUUGAAUAUCCAACAGGAUACCUUCGGUAAUAACAAAUUUUUGGGUGAUAUGCUUUGCCUGGUAGCAGCUAUCCUCUACGGUCUCUCCAAUGUUGGGCAGGAAUUUUUUGUGAAAAGAUUCGAUAAAUACGAAUUUUUGGCCUUGCUGGGAACCUUCGCUACCCUUAUAAAUGGAGUACAAUUCCUAAUUUUAGAACGUUCCGAAAUCAAAAUUUCUCACUUCAUUAAUUCAAACCUGAAAACUUCUUACCCUAUAUUACUUGUAUUCCUAUUUUCUCUCGCCAUGUUCGGACUUUACUUCUGCAUGGCUACGGCCCUCAAUAGAACCUCAGCUCUGGCCGUUAACCUUUCUAUACUGUCGGCCGAUUUCUAUACCCUGUUUUUGGGAGUGUUUUUGUUCCAUUUUAAGUUCAAUGCACUAUUCCUUCUCGCCUUUCUCUUAAUAAUAAACGGGGUUGUUAUUUACAACCUUGCCCCGUCGCAACCAACCUCCGAUUCGGUUCAAACAAAUACUAACGAUUCCAGCAAUAUGCCCCAACCGAAUGAAGCCGCCGAGCUUAAAGAUUCCUCGACCAAUAUAAACGGUUUUACUAACGGUAAAGUUUCUAUUCUUGAUAAAAGCAAGCCUUUUCGUAACGCAAGUGAUGACAACGCCUUUAUUACUAAUCAUUUUGAAGAUGGGGCAAAGGACGCUUUCGCGAUAUCUAUCGAUCCUCAAUCAAAUUUUGCCAACGAUAAUUUUGAUCCGGAGACUAAUUUGGUCCCGACCAAUAAAUAAUGAUUGGUUUAUUAAAAAUUUUAAUAAAUUUCCAAACUAAAUAAAUAAAUCUCUAAAUCAAAUAAUAAUUCUUUUUUUUUAAAAAAAAACAAAUAUAAAUUUAUUUUUUUUAAAAACGUUUAAAAUUUUUUAUUUUCAAAGAGAAAAAUAAUAGUAAUCGUGUUUUAUUAUUUAUAUUAUAAAAGACCCUAUAAUUUUUGUCGUCUACUUAAUUUUUUUUUUAUACAAUAGUAUAUUCACAAUAUUCUUUUUAGUAUUUGAUUCGUUACAACAUACAAUAAUAUUAAUUUUUUAGUUUUUAUAGAUCGUAUACAAUUAUUAUUUUUUAAAUAGUAUGUUUAAAAGAAAUAAUUAAAAUCAUUUGCUUCCACAUCA
This is a messenger RNA of Gordionus sp. m RMFG-2023, 1820 nucleotides long. Its product is annotated as solute carrier family 35 member F2-like. Lineage: Eukaryota; Metazoa; Nematomorpha; Gordioida; Chordodea; Parachordodidae. The transcript is spliced from 7 exons. Gene Ontology annotation, molecular function: transmembrane transporter activity. Bases 63 to 1445 code for a protein of 460 amino acids. The record is from RefSeq and is a predicted model, not a curated record. Gene Ontology annotation, biological process: transmembrane transport. Gene Ontology annotation, cellular component: membrane.